GCAGUGGAGUUGACAGUAGAACUGGUAUGAAGAUACAUGGCGCAAUGGGGGGAGCAAAGCCGCAGUCUUGCGGAGAGCUUUUACCAUUAACCCUCUGAGAAAUCUUCUUCCCCCAGCCGCCCCACUGUCGCGAUAGCUACAUUCCACCUUCCCUCAACCUUUCUUUCUAGCCUCACCUAACUUCGGGCAUUUCACCUUUCUUCUCCACCCCCACACAUUAUCGCGGCCGGCCUUGAUGAAUCUUGGCGAUUCUGGUUCUGUACAGUGGGAUUGGCACGGGAAGGCAUGGCUGUGAGGUCUGUGCCAAUCUGGGUAUGUUGUUCGGACCAGCGACAUUGCCCUCGGAACCCUAGAAGAUCCGGGUCUCGAUUGGGCGUUUCUGAGUUCGGGUGUGGGGGUCCCGGGUUCUCGGACUCGGGUUCGGUCAAGAAAUGGGCUUGCUGUUCGGCUAUGACGGCUGUGGAGAAGAAGAAGCCAUUGAUGCAAUCUGGGGUUGCUUCGCCGAUUGGUGGUAGCGGAGUUGAAGACCAGCCUCGGAUCACUCAAUCCAGUGGGUUUCACAGGGAUCUGCAGUCUCUUCCAAAACCAUUGUCGGCAGCUGAUCUUUAUUCUUAUCCUAAUGAUGCUUCGAAGGUUCGGGUUGCCUAUCAGGGCAUUCCUGGGGCAUAUGGUGAGGCAGCUGCACUUAAAGCAUAUCCAAUGUGUGAGACUGUACCAUGUGACCAAUUUGAAGCUGCAUUUAAGGCUGUAGAGCUUUGGCUAGUGGACAAAGCAGUACUUCCCAUUGAGAACUCUGUAGGGGGUAGCAUCCACCGUAAUUAUGAUUUACUCCUUCGUCACAGGCUGCAUAUAGUUGGCGAAGUUGAGCUUCCUGUUAAUCAUUGCCUUUUAGGCCUACCCGGAGUCAGGAAGGAGGAACUAAAACGUGUUUUGAGCCAUCCCCAGGCUCUGGAUCAAUGUGAAAUGACUUUGAAUCAGUUGGGUGCUGUUAGAGUGAAUGUCAAUGACAGUGCAGGUGCUGCCCAGAUGGUAGCAUCUGAAGGGACGAGAGACACUGGGGCAAUAGCUAGUGCUCGAGCUGCAGAAAUUUAUGGCCUUAAUAUCAUUGCAGAAUAUAUUCAGGAUUAUUCGAGCAAUAUUACCCGUUAUCUGAUACUUGCCAGAGAACCAUUAAUAUCUGGAACAGACAGGCCGUACAAGACUAGCAUUGUUUUUGCCCUAGAAGAAGGGCCCGGAGUUCUAUUCAAGGCCUUAGCAUGCUUUUCUCUGAGAGACAUUAAUUUGUCAAAGAUUGAAAGCCGCCCACAGAGAAACAAUCCAUUGAGAGUAGUCGAUGCUUCCAAUAAAGGAAGUGCCAAGUACUUCGAUUACUUGUUUUACAUAGACUUUGAAGCAUCUAUGGCCGAACCACGUGCACAAUAUGCUUUGGGACAUUUACAGGUCACUUACUUUUCUACUUCAUCUGAGAUGACUUAUUUUCAAAGAAAAUCUGCUUUUUAUCAGAACACUUUCAAAGCAAGAAAAUGAAAAAGGAAUUGCAUUAUGUAGGCCGUAAAAUUUUGUAUCUUUGUCACACAUAAAUUUUGUACUCUAUCCGUCCCCAAGAAAGUGUCUUGCUUCAGGCCUUCAACAAAACAAAUUGAUUUCUCAUGUAAUUUUCCAAAAAUCACCAACAGAUAACUUUAGUCGAAACAGCGUAUAAAUUUUAAAAAUGCAGGAUGGUAAUGUUGAUUACUUAAAUAAGUUUUACCUUAUCAAAAGUGAAACAUGAUUUAGAGUAUGCUUGACUGUUAUUAUACAGAUGCCCGGGAUUGGUUUAGAGUAACUUUCCUGACAUCAAAUGAAUCUGGACCAUCUCUUGGUUCUAGUUAACUACCCUUAUUCUCAUUUUAUGACAUGCAAAAAAAAGACUGUUUAUGUUGCAGGAAAUUGCGAGAUUCAUUCGUGUCCUCGGUUGCUACCCGAUGGAUACCCCUCCAUAAACAGGGAUGGGGGGACUGCCCUUUGGUAGGACAUUUAACCCUGAAUUGCUGGGCAAUUUUCAACCCUCUGUACAGACAUUCCAACCAGUAUCUCAAGCCUGGAUUGCUAGGUUUUUUUUUUAAAUUUCUGACUCAGUGCCCAUUCUUACACGUUCUUUUUAAAAAAACACUUAUUUUAGUGUAUAUUUUAGUCAUGAGAAUUGAAUGAAACUCAAUGUGCAUUAUGGUAAUAAUGUGAAUCAUUAUGU
Molecule: messenger RNA, 2230 nt
Organism: Cuscuta campestris
Lineage: Eukaryota; Viridiplantae; Streptophyta; Magnoliopsida; Solanales; Convolvulaceae
Source: the annotation of a GenBank genome assembly